AUGACCCGAUUUUCUGGAAAAGUUGCUUUGAUUACUGGAUCCUCCACUGGAAUCGGUAAAGCCACAGCUAUCCUAUUCGCUAAGGAAGGUGCCAAAGUUACCGUAACCGGAAGAAACACCCAAAGAUUCGAGGAGACGAAACAGGAGAUUCUGAAUGCUGGAAUUCCAGAAGACCACAUUUUGGCAAUUGCCACAAAUUUGGCUACAGAAGAGGGACAAGAUGAACUUAUCAAUGAAACAAUUAAGAAAUUCGGAAGACUGGAUAUUCUCGUUAACAAUGCAAUGCUGGAGCUCUUAACAAUGCUGGAGCUCUUUUCCAUGAUGCUCAGGGAAAAAAUGGGAUUGCUCAAGAUAUAUCGGAGUGUCGUUACUUUGACCCAGAAGGCUUUGAAGUUUUUGAUAGAGGCCAAGGGAGAGAUUGUGAAUGUCUCUAGUAUGGCAGCGGGACCACAGGCGCAACCAAGUGUGACCUACUACGCAAUGUCCAAAACUGCACUAGACCAAUUCACGAGAAGUAUUGCAAUCGAUCUUAUCCAACACGGAGUUCGUGUGAAUUCUGUGAGCCCUGGAGUCGUGAAAACUUCGUUUGGACUAAUUGAAGGAAUGCUGCAGGACAAGUACAAGACAACAGCAAUUUUAGAGCCGAAAUUCGCCAACAUUGAGAUCUGCCAUAAACAUCGCGGAAAUGUGAAAAAUAACACUGAAAAGAUAAAUGUGUCACUUCAAAGCAGCCUUUUCAGAUAA
Caenorhabditis briggsae is the source of this 744-nucleotide messenger RNA. The record is from RefSeq and is a predicted model, not a curated record. Bases 1 to 744 code for a protein of 247 amino acids. NCBI's taxonomy places the organism in Eukaryota, Metazoa, Nematoda, Chromadorea, Rhabditida, Rhabditidae. The transcript has 5 exons.